Anoplopoma fimbria (sablefish) is the source of this 1407-nucleotide messenger RNA. RefSeq names its product CD36 molecule (thrombospondin receptor) (gene cd36). The transcript has 12 exons. Bases 1 to 1407 code for a protein of 468 amino acids. Gene Ontology annotation, biological process: lipoprotein transport; low-density lipoprotein particle clearance; amyloid-beta clearance by cellular catabolic process. The record is from RefSeq and is a predicted model, not a curated record. NCBI's taxonomy places the organism in Eukaryota, Metazoa, Chordata, Actinopteri, Perciformes, Anoplopomatidae. Gene Ontology annotation, molecular function: low-density lipoprotein particle binding; scavenger receptor activity; low-density lipoprotein particle receptor activity. Gene Ontology annotation, cellular component: caveola; cytoplasm; cell surface.
AUGGGCUGCUGCAACAGAAGGAGAGGGCUGAUAGCCGGAGCUGUGUGCGGGGCGGUGGUAGCCAUCCUUGGAGUUGUCCUUAUCCCACUGGGGAACAGUAUCAUUCAGGGGACAGUGGAGAAGGAAUCCGUCAUUGAGCCUGGAACGACAGCUUAUGACAACUGGGCUGCUGCGGGAGCAUUUGUGUACAGACAGUUCUGGUUCUUUGACGUGCAAAACCCCCAGGAGGUUAUAGAAAGCGGGGCAACUCCAGUGGUGGUGGAAAGAGGACCUUACACGUACAAGACAAGAUAUCUGGCCAAAGAGAACGUCACCUUCCACCCCAAUCAUACUGUCUCCUUCCUGCUGCCCCUGGGCGCCAUCUUUGAGCCAUCCAUGUCAGUGGGACCCGAGGAGGACAAAGUCACCUCCCUCAACCUGGCUGUGGCUGCAGCCUACUCACUGAUUCCAGAAGGCCUUCACAUUAUGCUGGAGAAUCUGAUAAAGUCAAGCAACUCCUCCUUGUUCCAGCACCGUACAGUCAACGAACUGCUGUGGGGUUACACCGACCCCAUGUUGAAAAACAAUCUGGGCCUAUUUUCCCCUUACAAUGGUACAUAUGACGGUGUCUUCAAUGUCUACACUGGAAAGGAUGACAUCUCCAAAGUGUCAACAAUUGACAGGUGGCGAGGAGAGAGGAACCUUACUUUCUGGGACGACAAGUACUGUAACAUGAUCAAUGGCACAGAUGCUUCUUCAUUCGCUCCCUUUGUGGACAAGAAGACGCCGCUCUAUUUCUUCUCAUCAGACAUCUGCAGGUCUGUGUCAGCUAGCUUUGAGGAGAGCCUUGAUCUGAAAGGGAUUGAAGUGUAUCGCUUCGGCCUCCUGCAAAACACCCUGGCCUCCCCGAUGGUCAACCCGGAUAACAGGUGUUUCUGCAGAGAUCUAAAGAGCACCAGGAAUUGUACCAUGGCAGGAGUCCUGGACUUGAGCUCCUGCCAAAAUAAAAGACCCGUCUUUAUCUCUCUGCCCCACUUCCUCUACGGCAGUCCGUACCUACAAGAUGCCAUAAAGGGCCUAAAUCCCAGCAAGGAGCACCAUGCCACCUUCCUGGAUGUGGAACCUACAACCGGGUUCACCUUGAGGUUUGCCAAGAGAAUUCAAAUGAAUAUGAUGUAUGGACCAUCAAAUGUCAUCACGGUGCUUAAGAAAGUCAAGGAUUACACCAUAUUUCCUCUUGCUUGGAUGAACGAGACUGCUUCGUUGGAUGACGAAACGGCGGCCUUGAUUAAAGGGGAGCUGGUGUCGCGUAUCAAGAUGUUGGAGAUCCUAUGGAAAGCCCUGCUGGGCUCAGGUGUGGUCAUCUUUUUGCUUUGUUCCAUCUCCUACUGUAUCGUGGGGAAGAACAACCAAAGCAAGUUUGUGUGA